AUGAAGACGAGGCCGACGGGUGACGCCAGCAAUGCAGACUGGAUGGGUUCCCUGUGCCCUUCACUCACCUCCAUGCCUCUCAAAUACCUCGCCGUGCCUGGUUCUCAUGACUCAUUUAGUUUCUGGGUGGAUGAACAAGCUCCAGUCGGGCCCGAUCAGAAGGCAUUCGUCAAGCACCUAGCAUUUGUGUUCCGUCUGCUGGCCAAAAAAUUGAUGAAGAAAUGGUCCAUGACUCAGAACCUGACCUUCAGGGAGCAGCUGGAAGGCGGCAUUCGCUACUUUGACCUCCGAGUCUCAUCUAAACCCGGAGAAACAGACCAUGAGGUCUACUUCAUCCACGGCCUCUUUGGGCUCAGAGUGCGAGACGGACUCAGUGACAUCAAUGCCUUCCUGAACGCACACCGCAAAGAGGUCAUCUUCCUGGACUUCAACCAUCACUACGCCAUGGACUAUGAGCACCAUCGCUAUCUCAUUAACAUGCUCAAGGAGGUUUUUGGAUCAAAGCUCUGCAAGAUCAGUGUGGUGGAGGACAUCACGCUGGACUACCUGUGGGAGAAGAAGUACCAGGUCCUAGUGUUUUAUCAUCACCCAUCUGCUGAGAGCUGCCCGCUGAUGUGGCCUGGCAGUAAAAUCCCAGCGCCAUGGGCCAACACCACCAACACCACCAAACUCAUCCAGUUCCUGGAGACCACCCUGGGUGAGAGAGCCAAAUCUGGUAGCUUCCAUGUGUCUCAAGCCGUCCUCACACCUCGAAUCAAAACCAUCAUCAAAGGUCUGGUCCAGGGGCUGCGCAGCUACCUCGUCGAGAAGAACCUGCCAGUCAUCAUGGCGUGGGUGGAGGCACAGAAACCAGGUGUGAACGGUGUGAACAUCAUCACGUCAGACUUCGUGGACCUGGUGGACUUCGCCAACACUGUCAUCAGACUCAAUGACCUCCUGCUCCUCCCACCGAACAGGGCAGUUACAUGA
Messenger RNA from Neoarius graeffei (lesser salmon catfish), 969 nucleotides. It is a transcript of the gene plcxd2, whose product is annotated as phosphatidylinositol-specific phospholipase C, X domain containing 2. Gene Ontology annotation, biological process: lipid metabolic process. The record is from RefSeq and is a predicted model, not a curated record. The coding region runs from base 1 to 969 and encodes 322 amino acids. The transcript has 4 exons. Lineage: Eukaryota; Metazoa; Chordata; Actinopteri; Siluriformes; Ariidae. Gene Ontology annotation, molecular function: phosphoric diester hydrolase activity.